ACGCGAAGCACACAUGCCGCUCAACCUCAAGCCGAAAUGGAGGCGGUACGACGACUGAAGCACAAUCUUGACAUCUUUGAGCCGGUAAACUUUGAGAUGUUCGUCCAGCAGAAGUACAAGCUCCCGACCGGCGAGCAGCAAGAAGACCGGUUGCACACAUACACUCAGGCUGUCGAGAGUCCGCUCGGUGGUGAUCUGCACUUCAACGACUGGUCAAGCUUUGCUCAAGAAUACCCGUUGUUGGCCGCAAUGGCCACGCAGAAACCGCUUGAUUGCAACGUGAUUGCGGCAGAUGCGUCCGUUGGCUUUCCUACCGAAAGCUUCAAGGAUCAGCCACACAUUGAACUCGGCAUAUCUUUCGUCUGCACAAGCCAUCAUCUUUCGCCGAACGCGCGGGUGCGAUACCGCUACUCUUUCUAUCGCAAGGGCCAGCGAGUUGCGGAAGAGGAUCACGAUGCACCGAUACAGCUCUCUGAACCGGCUCACCAAUACGUCACCACCUCGUUGAAGUUCGGCAGCAGUUUCUGGGCUCGUCUGUUGCAUAGCCUUUCUCACCGUCUUCAGAAGGAAGCAGUCGAAGGGGACGGAGACGCAAGCGAAGAAGUCCGCGAUGUACUGAGCGGUAUCACUGCGAUACUUGAGGUUAUAGUCGUGUCCCCUCAGCACGACCAUGAAAGGAUCCUUGUGAUGUGCUGGACUUUCCGCAAAUCUAGUGUCGCCACUGGACGCGCAAGCUGGAGACGCAUCAAUGUGCCCAGCCAGACCGCCACCCAGUAUCAAGAGCCUGCGAAGCCCGAGCGUACUGACUCGCUGUAUGAUUACGCUACGAGCACGCAAUAUGUGGAGAUCCCUGCCGCAUCCCAGCUGCAGCAACCGCCGGCUUUGCAAUCGCCAUUCGAGUACGAAAGCAGUUCAGGAUCAGCGCUGUCCUCCGCCACCUGGCCGACGUCCUUCAGCGAAGGCAGUGUCAGCAGUGCACAGGCAGCCAACAUUGGCAGCCUUGCCGCAGACAACAGCUUUGACUUCAACGGCGGCAACAUCAACCUCAACUAUGACCCGCUGGACUUCAGCUUUUUCGACGGCAACUUUGACAGCUCAACCUUCAACCUUGACAGCUUCACUACGACGAAUACUGAAGCUGCAUAUGAUCCGUCACUUGAUGCAUAUCCGCAACAAUGGAUCGAAGGCUACGCGGAUGACUUGGAGGCCGAACAAGCUGCGCUGAGUGCCGUAACCGCAGACACCAGUUUCGGUGCAGGAACACAAGUCGACGUUGGUGGCAGUCAAGCACUUGGGGCUGGCUACGCUGCGCAGUACGAUGAGCAAAUCUACGCAGCACCGAUGCAAGAGCAACAAGCGUACGGCGGGGCGGGACCGGAUGGCUUCAAUGACGAUGCCCUGGCAGCGUUAGCGGACGCUUCAUGUAUGAUGAAGCAGCAGUCGCUCAGUGAGGUGCCUUGAUGUGAAUGUGGUUAAUGUCACGUGUGCAAGCCCCAACGAGGUGCUGAUCUGCCGAAGAAGGGACAAUACUGCAGCGCGCCCGUAUCUUGCGUACCGAGUACAUGAACGGUGAUCCAUCGAUCAAGUGAUCUCGUCGUGUACCUCAAGAUAACCCAUCCC
Messenger RNA from Baudoinia panamericana UAMH 10762, 1620 nucleotides. RefSeq lists its product as uncharacterized. Bases 37 to 1461 code for a protein of 474 amino acids. The record is from RefSeq and is a predicted model, not a curated record. The transcript has a single exon. NCBI's taxonomy places the organism in Eukaryota, Fungi, Ascomycota, Dothideomycetes, Mycosphaerellales, Teratosphaeriaceae.